AACAAAAUUAGUAGCUUUUACAGGGACUAUCCCUGAUCAGACACUCAAUCCCUUGGCCUUUGUUCUUUUAGGGUUUCAAUAUCUGGAAAUCAUGUUCAAUUACUCAGAUCUGGAAUCACUGCCCAAUGUUUUACAAAGAAAGUAUGCUUUGUUGCGUGAUUUAGAUAAAAGCUUACAGGAAAUCCAACGGCAAAAUGAGCAGCGUUGUGAGCAAGAGAUAGAGGAUAUUAAGCAGGGAGUCAAGUCUGGCAAUAUUACGCCAGAUCCUUCACUCAUCAGAUUCUCAGAUGAGGCACUGGAUGAGCAAAAACAUUCAAUCAGGAUUGCUGAUGAGAAGGUUGCUUUGGCUGUUCAAGCAUAUGAUUUGGUAGAUACACACAUUCAGCAACUUGAUCAAUAUCUGAGAAAAUUUGAUGAAGAUAUUCGGAGAGAAAGAGAUGGCAUUGCUGGAACAGGGUUGCCUGCUCCAAUUCCUGAUAGUGGAACGAAAUCUGGAAGGGGUAGUGAAAGUAGUAGAGGAGGGCGUAAGAAACAAAUGAUUCAACCUGGGUUGGCCAGUCAAAACAAUCUGAAGAUCCAAGGCUCCUUCCAAAUUCAAAUCAUUUGUGUGGCUAAUGGCUUUCAAAAGAGAACACGCUUGGCCGCAGCAGCGGCUGCAGCAGCAGCAGCAGAGGCUGCUGCACCAGUAACAGCAGCAGCAAACCCAACCAGUAUGGAUUUAGAUUUACCUGUGGAUCCAAAUGAACCAACAUAUUGCAUCUGUGACCAAGUUAGCUAUGGGGAGAUGGUUGCAUGUGAUAACCCUGAUUGCAAGAUAGAGUGGUUCCAUUUUGGCUGUGUUGGUGUGAAAGAACAGCCAAAAGGAGCAUGGUAUUGUUCAGACUGUAUUGGAAUGCAAAAGCGGCGGAAAGGCAAAUGACUAGUGACAUUUGUUUGUCAAUGUGUUGUACUUGUACAGCCUUGAUGUGGCUUUGAUGAAGUACAAGCUUCCUUUUCUCUUGAACCUUUCUUCUGGAUUGGUGGGGAGGGAAUGAACUAUGGGAUGCUGGAGAUUUAUCUUCACAUCACACCCAUAUCCAUAUCUGACACUUGUUUGAAACUGGCUUUUAUCACUAGAAUGAAAUGACAUGAAUGUAUCGAAUCUGUUUUGUGGAGGAACUUGUUUGUACUCUUGGCUUUCUUGGGUACACAUGUUAGUUGCUUUUUA
Molecule: messenger RNA, 1207 nt
Organism: Vitis riparia (riverbank grape)
Lineage: Eukaryota; Viridiplantae; Streptophyta; Magnoliopsida; Vitales; Vitaceae
Product: PHD finger protein ING1
Exons: 7
Coding region: 92-919 (275 amino acids)
Cellular component (GO): nucleus
Source: RefSeq, a predicted model, not a curated record